UCUGCAUACACGCACAAGAGUGUAUGGCUGAAUGAUGACUUUUCGACAUUCUCCUUCAUGGCAAUCACAAUACUCUCUGCUCAGCUGCAACGCGAUUCAUAGCUAUUCGGUUAGACAUGGUCUCUACAAUGUUACCUUGAUCGGACCAGCCUUGUCGCUCAGAAAACAUGCACUAUUACCGAACUCAUAAAACUGUCUUUGUGACAGAUCUAGGGCAACAACAAAGACGGCCUUUGAAUCGAAAGACUCCACGCCAUGGAAGUGUGCAAAAGACGCAUGUAAUUAUAAUCCACGUAAUGGGUCAGCUCACAUCACAUUUACUUUCUUAGCUCCCUGGGAAAUGAUACUCCAAACUGCCAGUGUGACUCGAAAAGUUCGUAAAAUAUGACGAUUUUGUCGUUAAUAUUCAUCUGCACAUGCUUGCUACCGGUGUCUAUAUCAGGUCUCCAGAGAGCAAGUAUAGACACAGGGUCGUUCAGCUGCCGACCUUAUAAAGUUGUUGAGGGUCAGCAAAAUGUCAGAUUCACAUGUCAUGCAACAUCAUCAAAUGAGACUGUGACGUCAUAUAUUUGGAGACGUAACGGUAUUCCAUCAGUAACGGGUAGAGUGCUUGACCUCAGCCCUGUCACCAGGAGCAGAGGCGGAAGCUACACAUGUCUUGGCAGGAACGCAAGGGGGACACAUGUGUCGGAAGCUGCACUACCUGUGACUCUAGAUGUACAGUAUGGUGUCACGGUACAGGUGAAAAGGUCAACCUCUGUCACGGAAUCACAGACGCUUGAUGUGGCCUGCUCUGUCGAUUCACAUCCGGUAGCAACUGUGAAAUGGACAAAGAAAAACGAUGCGAAGUUAACUUCUCAGACUGGGUCUACACUGACCAUCACCAACAUACAGAGAUCACAGUCGGGGACAUAUGUGUGUACAGCUACCAAUACCCUCAGUCCUUGUUUUGGGACAUCUGUAGUGAGAUCUGACUCUGCUGAGGUGAAAGUAGAUGUGCAGUAUAAGCCUCAAAUCCUUACUCUGUCCAUAAACCAUGCAACAAACAGAGUGACUGUCACUGAACAUGAUAGUAUCACACUGAUGUGUUCAGUUGACAGCAAUCCACUCUCGACCGUAAAACUUAUGAAGGGGACAAAGGAACUGACAGCCGCAUUCAACUCACAGACGGUGGAAUAUAAGUGGACAGCGGACUGUAGACACGGCGGGAUAUACUCUUGUGCAGCUGAAAACAGUAUUGAUGAGCCUGCUAGAAGACAUUUGGAACUUUUUGUAGGAUGUUUGCCCAGACCUGAUGACAUGUCGUCUCUAAACCGCAAAUACGUUUCAUCACAUGGUGGCAAUGUCAUACUUUCAAUGACCAUCCUGUCCUAUCCUCGCCCAAGUAUCGUCUGGACCAGACCAGAGGGACAUAACCAGAAUAACCUCACAUCCAGAGAGAUCAGUACCUCGGCUGUGACAGUGACAUCCACUCUACAAUUGAGAAAUUUACAGCCAGAAGACUUUGGGAUGUACCAGCUCCACGCAAACAACGCCUUAGGCCAGAUAGUGGAAACUUUUACACUUGUAUCACAAGGUCCUCCCCUUGCACCUACAGAUGUCACAGUGUCUGUUAAGGAUUCGGCCUCGCUGCACAUUUCCUGGAAACAAGAGUUUAAUGGAGGAUCGGCUCAGAUCUUUACUGUUGAGUACAGCAAAGACAAUGAACACUGGGAUGAGGCAAGAUCAUAUCUAGAAACAGGAAGAGGGAAGGACCUCCAGGCCGUUCUAAGUAAUCUCGAGUCUGACACUAUAUACCAUGUUAGGAUCAUUACAGGGAACAUCUAUGGACACAGUAUGUACACUGUAUCUGUUCAGGGGAGGACAGAAUCACGAUUAAAAGAUCCGGUAGUGAUUGUUUGCAUGAUAAUCGGUGUGCUGAUAGUGAUAGCUGUUGCAGUCAUCAUCGUCUUAUCCACGAAGUCCCGGGCGUGUGCUGAAGAAAGCAAGAAUGAAGGACAAUCACAUUCUGGCGUAAUCCAAAAUAAUCAAGAUUCAGGUAUCUACUCUGGCCUUCGCGACAAGGAGUGCGACAGACAGAUCUACACAGUGCUGAAAUCCUUUGCAAAAUCCUCCACAGAGGGUAAUGCGGUGUACGAAGGUCUUCAAGUGAGGUCACCUCAAGUCUAUGAGGAUAUAAAAACAUCAAUCACAACUGAAACCAAUACAGGUGAUCUAGAUCUACACGUUUAUGAAAAUUGAAAUCACAAGUGAGGAAACCGAAAAACGCCACUGAUAUUUCUAGCUGAUCCUCAAAAGGGAUAUGACUUCACACCUGUUUAAUCGUGAUUCGCACCUGAUCGAAGCUCAGUGAAAAAACAUUAUUCACUCACCCUUUGUAUUCGUACCAUCGCUUUGGCAACGGUCACACUGACACUGUUCGGGUUUGGUGGACGGUUUGGCGUGAAUUAAAUUAUGACGCAAAGAGGACGAGCUUUCAAUUCAAAGAAUGUCACAAUUCUAAAGACCGGAUGUCUUAUUGUUGGACGUCUUUGUGUUUCAACCAGGAAGGUAGCCAUGGUACUGUAAACACGGUGUUGCCUUGUUGUUUGGUCCUUAGUUGAACGGAGAAUGAAAUCGGCGCUUAUUCGCAGCUAUAGAACAGUUGCUUAGCUAAUAAAUAUUUUACUUCCUUGUAGCACUGGAAUAUGUCCAAAUAGGGAUUGAAUGGUGCGCGUGUGUCACGAACGUUUGGGACACAGUGGCAUGUUAUCUGUGCAAUGUCAAUACAAUGACAUGUGUAUUUGUUGAUGUCAUGAAGGUUAAAACCAUUUGGUGGUGAACCUAAAACUAGUCAUGAAUACAUAGUAUGACUUUUGUGUGUAGCAAAUCAUUUCACAUGAUGGCUCUUAAAGAUAAACAUAUGAAUACAAAUACACAGCAUCAAUAAACACCUGUGCGUAGUUUUCCUUAUAGGAAAACAAGAUUGGUACGAUAUUGAUAAAACAGGACAAAUAUAUUCAGAGUCAGAUAUAUUUUUAGAAUGUAAUCACAAUACCUAAGGCUGUUUGUGAUUGAUAUCGCGAAAUUGUUGUCCAGAUAGACGUUACAAUGAUUUAGUGCAAUAACAUAUCAGCCCCGUGCACAAAGACCUACAUAUCAGUAUGUACUAUGACAAAUUGUUGAUCAUCAUAAUCGAUAUUAUAGAUUUUCCAAAUGCAUAAAAAGCAUGUUGUUAUCCUUGUAGCGUUAUCAGUCUCUAAAUGAAAAUGUCUGAAUACGUAUGUAGUUGUAUAUAUAACAAAUGUCACGCAUUUUGCAUUUCAAAUUUUGGGCUGUGUAUGGGCCACUUAUCAAACCAAAUAUGGACAUGCAUGUAUACGUAUUUUUCGUUGGUAAUAGAAAAAAAAUGAAUGUUAUCAUAUUCAGUUGUUCUGUAUUACAUUUUUUCCUCACAUUUGUAUCUGGAUUUUCCUGUACAUACAUUGAAUAAAUGUCCCCACCAGA
Molecule: messenger RNA, 3486 nt
Organism: Haliotis rufescens (red abalone)
Lineage: Eukaryota; Metazoa; Mollusca; Gastropoda; Lepetellida; Haliotidae
Product: contactin-2-like
Exons: 12
Coding region: 385-2241 (618 amino acids)
Molecular function (GO): protein binding
Source: RefSeq, a predicted model, not a curated record